AUGGCCCCAGGCCGUAUCAACAUCAGACAUCUCAUGGACAUGGAUGGCGACGCCGAGCCUGUGGCACCCGCAGCAGGUGUUGCUGAGGACAUGCUGGAAGCCCCUGGGGAUGCGAAGACCAAGGAGGACAGAUUGGUCGUCUCGCCGAUGGCGCCUUCGCCACGGAUGUCCACUUUGUCGCCCCGCUCGGUGAGGUCCAUUACCAGCAAGGACACCUCCUCCGUGCCCGCCAUCCAGACCAGAACCAGCUUCAUCGAGCAGGGCGCGCUGUUCCAAGGCCUGCAGCCCCGCAGCAACUCGAAGAAGAAGCGGCGCCUGUCGGCCAGGGAGAAGCUGAUGUCCAGUGCCCGGCCCCUCGUGCAGGUGGCACGGGAGCUGAAUGAUCAGGACGGCCUGGGUGCCAUGGUCAAUCAGCUUCCGGGGGGCAAUUGCUGCGCCCGAACGUUUCUCAACUUCGCAGAGUACAUGGACUCCCUGCAGGAGCCUGACCGCAAGGGAAUUCUACCAUGGCUGGUGAACAGCACUGGGUUCAAUAUGUUUAUCUUCCUGGUGGUCCUGGCCAACACGGCUCUCACCAUCUACGAGGCGGAUUUGCUGAUCACCACUAGGAGCGUGGACACGUUGCACUGGCUCAGCAUCGCAGAAUUGAUCUUCAGCGUCACCUAUGUGCUGGAGUUCCUGCUGAAGCUGUGGGUGCAUCGGCUCUACUACUUCUGGUGCCCAGAGUGGAAGUGGAACAUUUUCGACGCGCUGCUGGCCAUUUUGUCCAUCCUCAGCGCGGUGAACUCCCUCCUGGAGUCUGUGUCCCAGGCCAAUAUGAGCUUCCUUAGGUCCUUCCGCUUCAUUAAGGUCUCGCGGAUCUUGCGGGGCCUGCGGGUCAUCUCCUUCGUGCGCCAGCUGCGGCUCAUGGUCUCCUCCAUCGUCGGCUGCUCCAUGGCGCUCUUCUGGAGCUGCCUCGUGCUUCUCAUUGUGGAGAUCGUGUUCUCCAUUCUCUUCGUGCAGCUGGUGACGAGCCACGUGGUCGAGAACCCGGACACCCUGGAAACGGAGCUGCUGCUGCUCAAGUUUCCAUCCGUCACAGGCACCAUGGUCUCGCUCUUUGCCGCCACCACCGGCGGAAUCGAUUGGAUGGAGACUUUGGAUCUCUUGAACCCGGUGGGCCACUUUGCUCGCUACGCAUUUCUCUUCUACAUUGCCUUUUUCACCAUCGCGGUGUUCAACAUUCUGACUGGUAUCUUUGUGGAAAAAGCUUUGCAUCUCUCAGACCAGGCGGACCGAGCGGUGGAGUUCAUGAAGCAAGAGAAAGAGGACGCCCAGGACCUGCGGCAGAUAUGCAACCGCAUCGAUAGGGACGGGAACGGCAAGAUUGCGUGGCCCGAGUUUGAAUCGUACAUGCAAUACAGCGGGGAUGGAUUCGCCAGACUGAAGGCGUGCGGCUUGGAUGUCCACGACGUCCACGAGUUUUUCGUCAGCCUCACCAACGGCUCACCGGCGGAGUACGUGGAUAUCGAGGAUUUCAUCCACCACGCCAUGAGGCUGCGAGGUUCGGCGACCAGCAUCCAGGUGAAGUCUGUGGCUACCCAGAUGAUGCGCUACCAGGAGGAGGUGCAGAACGCCUUGAUGUGGAAGGUGGAUUCCCUGGCCCAUCAGCUGAGGAAGCUGCUUUUGGCGAGAAAAGAGUCGACUGCAUGA
Molecule: messenger RNA, 1692 nt
Organism: Effrenium voratum
Lineage: Eukaryota; Dinophyceae; Suessiales; Symbiodiniaceae
Source: the annotation of a GenBank genome assembly